This is a messenger RNA of Paramecium tetraurelia, 1183 nucleotides long. RefSeq lists its product as uncharacterized. Gene Ontology annotation, biological process: pyruvate decarboxylation to acetyl-CoA. Lineage: Eukaryota; Ciliophora; Oligohymenophorea; Peniculida; Parameciidae. The transcript is spliced from 5 exons. Gene Ontology annotation, molecular function: pyruvate dehydrogenase (acetyl-transferring) activity. The record is from RefSeq and is a predicted model, not a curated record. Gene Ontology annotation, cellular component: intracellular membrane-bounded organelle.
AUUAUUCAUUAAUGAUUUUCAGAAUCUCCAGGUCCUGCUUUUCGAGUAUUUCUGUCAAAUUACCUUCUUUCAAAGUGCAUCAUUUGGAACUCGAUCAACUCCCCCAAACAGCCACCACAACAUCGGCUGAAUUGCUCGCUUAUUAUAAGAGUAUGUAAUUGCAAAGACGUAUGGAAAUUGCUUGUGACAAUCUCUACAAACAGAGAUUGAUUAGAGGUUUCUUGCAUCUUGCCGAUGGUCAAGAAUCAAUAUACGAAGGAUUACAUGCAGGAUUAACAUUUGAUGACUGCGUUAUCACAGCUUACAGAGAUCAUUGCAUCGCAUUGCUCAGAGGUGAUACUCCUCAUCAGAUUAUUGCUGAGAUGAUGGCAAAACAAACUGGUAGUACAAAGGGCAAAGGUGGAUCAAUGCAUUACUACAAAAAAGCCACCAAUUUUUAUGGUGGUCACGGAAUUGUUGGUGCCUAAAUUCCAUUGGGAACAGGAUUGGCAUUUGCUUAAAAGUAUCUCAAAAAGCCAAAUGUGACUUUGAUCAUGUUUGGAGAUGGAGCAGCCAAUCAAGGAUAAUUGUAUGAAGCUGCCAACAUGGCUCAACUUUGGCAUUUACCAGCCAUCUAUUUCAUUGAAAACAACUUGUUUGGUAUGGGAACAUCCAUUGACAGAGCCAGUGCCAAUACCAAAUUCUACACCAGAGGAGAUGUCAUUCCAGGAAUAUAAAUUGAUGGAAACAAUGUAUUCUAAGUUAGAGAGACACUCAAAUUCGCCAAAAAGCACUGUCUCGAAAAGGGACCAAUCUUCAUUGAAGCCAUGACUUACAGAUAUCAUGGACAUUCCAUGAGUGAUCCAGGUGUCACCUACAGAACAAGAGAGGAAGUUCAAUAAUAGAGAAAGACCAGAGAUUGUAUCAACUAUGUUAAAAACAUUAUUCUUGAAAACAAAGUGGCUGAUGAACAUUAAUUGGAAGAAAUCGAUAACACUGCUUAAAAUGAAAUUGAUAUUGCUGUUGAAUAGGCCAAAGUUGAUCCAGUCCCACCAAGCACUGAAUUGGCAACCGAUGUUUAUGUUGACAACUAAAAUCAUUUCAUUAGAGGAAUCUUAUAUAAGGAUAGCAUUCUACCAAAGAGUUAAUGAUAAAUUACCAUUUAGAAAAAAUAAUAUAUAUACAGCUAAUGUAUUUAUUGAAA